AUAGAUCUUCCAACAUUGCUACUCUCUACACAUUAAUAAUCACACACUUCAUAUACCAAUUAUUAUUUUCCAGUCCAAUACUACUGGUCCUGGAUUGGGUUAGUCAUCUCCUUGCUCCUUGCUCCUUGCUCCUUGCUCCUUGCUCCUUGCUCUACAAUUUAAGAGAGAGAAAGAAGAGAGAGAAACUGCAGCCAGACCAAUCUCAUGGCUUCUUCAACUACCAAUCCUUUGCUCUCCUCAAAGUUUUUUGGUACCCAAAUCUUACUCUCACCCCCAACGCCCAAAACCGCCAAAUCUCUACCUUUUCUCUGUAAAAGAAAGCUUUUAGUACCACAAUCAAUUCUCAACAGAAAACCCAACAAUUCACAAACCCUAAACAGCAUAUCAUCACAUGCCACUUUAGCUGCUCUACUCUUCUCUACAAUCUCCCCACAAGCCCUAGCCCUAGACAGUCCCACCCCACCCACUACUCCUCCAUCUGUAAUUCAAGCUGAAGCCACCAAACCCAAUUCAUCACCCUUUUCCCAAAAUCUGCUCUUGACUGCCCCAAAACCACAAACCCAGACCGACCUUCCAGAGGGCAGUCAAUGGCGAUACAGCGAGUUCUUGAAUGCUGUGAAGAAGGGCAAAGUCGAGAGGGUUCGAUUCAGUAAAGACGGCAGUGCCCUCCAGCUCACCGCCGUGGACGGUCGCCGAGCCACCGUGAUUGUCCCCAAUGACCCGGACCUGAUUGAUAUUUUGGCGAUGAACGGCGUCGACAUAUCGGUCGCGGAGGGUGAUUCCGGCAAUGGGUUGUUCAGUUUUAUCGGGAAUUUGAUCUUCCCAUUCAUUGCCUUUGCUGGAUUGUUCUUCCUCUUCCGGCGAGCUCAGGGGGGGCCCGGUGGGCCUGGCGGACUUGGCGGUCCGAUGGACUUUGGCAGGUCCAAGUCAAAAUUCCAGGAGGUUCCGGAGACUGGAGUGACAUUUGCUGAUGUUGCCGGAGCUGAUCAGGCGAAAUUGGAGUUGCAAGAAGUUGUUGAUUUCUUGAAAAACCCUGAUAAGUACACUGCUCUUGGUGCAAAAAUCCCGAAAGGGUGUCUUUUGGUUGGACCACCCGGUACCGGGAAGACCCUUUUGGCCCGGGCAGUGGCCGGUGAGGCCGGGGUGCCAUUCUUCUCGUGUGCAGCAUCAGAAUUUGUAGAAUUGUUUGUGGGUGUUGGUGCUUCAAGAGUUCGGGAUUUGUUUGAGAAGGCGAAGUCGAAAGCACCUUGCAUUGUGUUUAUUGAUGAGAUUGAUGCAGUGGGGAGGCAGAGAGGGGCAGGACUUGGAGGAGGGAAUGAUGAAAGAGAGCAAACUAUUAAUCAGCUCUUGACAGAAAUGGAUGGAUUUUCGGGUAAUUCGGGUGUUAUAGUGUUGGCUGCAACUAAUAGGCCGGAUGUUCUUGAUUCUGCAUUGUUGAGGCCGGGGAGGUUUGAUCGCCAAGUCACGGUGGACAGGCCAGAUGUGGCUGGGAGAAUUAAGAUCCUUCAGGUUCACUCUAGAGGAAAGGCACUUGGAAAAGAUGUGGACUUCGAGAAAAUUGCAAGGAGAACUCCAGGAUUCACGGGAGCCGACUUGCAAAAUUUGAUGAAUGAAGCAGCCAUUCUUGCAGCAAGGCGUGACCUCAAGGAAAUAAGCAAAGAUGAAAUAUCUGAUGCUCUAGAAAGAAUAAUUGCAGGACCAGAGAAGAAAAAUGCUGUUGUCUCGGAGGAGAAGAAGAAACUAGUAGCAUAUCAUGAGGCCGGGCAUGCUUUGGUUGGUGCGCUAAUGCCUGAAUAUGAUCCAGUAGCCAAGAUAUCCAUCAUUCCUCGCGGACAAGCUGGUGGCCUUACCUUUUUCGCUCCAAGUGAAGAGAGACUGGAAUCUGGACUGUACAGCAGGAGUUACCUAGAGAAUCAGAUGGCUGUUGCACUUGGUGGAAGGGUUGCCGAAGAAGUUAUCUUUGGCCAAGAGAAUGUGACAACAGGAGCAUCUAAUGACUUCAUGCAAGUUUCAAGAGUGGCAAGACAGAUGGUAGAGAGAUUUGGGUUCAGCAAAAAGAUUGGACAAGUUGCCAUCGGUGGACCUGGUGGAAAUCCUUUCUUAGGUCAACAGAUGUCGUCCCAGAAAGAUUACUCUAUGGCAACUGCUGAUGUGGUGGAUGCUGAGGUACGAGAGCUGGUAGAGAAUGCAUACACGAGGGCCAAGCAGAUCAUUACAACCCACAUUGACAUCCUCCACAAACUUGCUCAACUUCUCAUAGAGAAAGAAACUGUAGAUGGGGAGGAGUUCAUGAGCCUAUUCAUUGAUGGCAAGGCUGAGUUAUAUGUCGCCUAAUUACUUCUUUUAACCCCAAAACUGUGUUGUAUUACAAUCUUCACAUACAUAUGUACACAACAAACCAAUUUUAUAUUUCAACAGAUGCUGAAAAUAUGACAUA
This is a messenger RNA of Cornus florida, 2437 nucleotides long. RefSeq names its product ATP-dependent zinc metalloprotease FTSH, chloroplastic. Gene Ontology annotation, molecular function: metalloendopeptidase activity; ATP binding; ATP-dependent peptidase activity. Bases 205 to 2334 code for a protein of 709 amino acids. Gene Ontology annotation, biological process: proteolysis. NCBI's taxonomy places the organism in Eukaryota, Viridiplantae, Streptophyta, Magnoliopsida, Cornales, Cornaceae. The record is from RefSeq and is a predicted model, not a curated record. Gene Ontology annotation, cellular component: chloroplast thylakoid; membrane. The transcript is spliced from 5 exons.